Messenger RNA from Lytechinus variegatus (green sea urchin), 3870 nucleotides. RefSeq lists its product as uncharacterized. The record is from RefSeq and is a predicted model, not a curated record. Gene Ontology annotation, molecular function: protein dimerization activity. Lineage: Eukaryota; Metazoa; Echinodermata; Echinoidea; Temnopleuroida; Toxopneustidae. The transcript is spliced from 6 exons. The coding region runs from base 359 to 3856 and encodes 1165 amino acids.
UUUUUAUGGCUGCUGAAUAGCGAAAAAAAUCACAAAAUUGGCGAGCGAUUUGCUCUCAUGUGCUGGGAACUCUCUCGCAACUUCAAAAACAAUUGCGAAGAGUGAUAUAUCGCCGUAACUGCAAGAAAGAAAAAAAUUCUGAUUUGUUUUUCUAUUAGAAUUUUUAAGAUACCAUCAUAAAUUAGCGUGAAAAUAAAGUUUACAAACUCGGGGAAGAUCACGGAUUUCUUCAUUUUUAGUGCAUUUUCGGGGACCCCGCUUCCUGAGUCUGAACUAAUCCGUCGCAUGCUUUCGGAAAUAUGGCGCAGAAAAAUCCAUUUUAAUGACGUAAAUUUGUAUUUCGGCGGGGUUUUUGGCCAUGGAGAUGACUUCAGAGGGGCCUAUCGCUGUGAGCAAUUGUCUGGAAUUACUGGGAUAUAAUGAGCCGAAUACCUCCCAGGAAGAAAUUAGCGACUCCUCAAACGAUAAAGUAGUGAGGAAGGAAAGGAAAUUAUGUGAAAAGGAGAGACGCAAGAGGUUGGAUGAUGCUGUCACAAAAUUAGCUGCUGAAGUGACCGGACCUCCCAUGUAUGCGAAGAGGCCAGCAUUGCAUAAAUGUAUCACAUUGGCUCGUACAUACAUCAAGAACUUGAAGAUUGAAAACAACAAUUUAGAGGCUGAAAGGUACUGGCUGAUACACGAAAAUAGGGUUUUGUUGGGACGACUCACCGUGCUUGAGGUUCAGUGCAAAUUGCCCCCUACGUAUUCCACUAGACUAUGGGAGGAAGGGAGACCAAAACUCUGCACCAAUAUUGAAUGGGACGCUGUUGCGAAGGAUACGCCAAUAGACACGCGUGUUCAUACCGUAUACUUCAACAGCGCUGUGGAGAAUGUACGGAAGCUGAAGACGCAGCUGCAUGCAGAGUUCAGACGGCGGAACCCCAUCGAUGCAUUCCAGGAGAAGAUGGAGGAGGGAACGUGGUGCUCGGACGGGAAUUGCGCCGGGGCGCCACAUCAGAUACAUGCUUUUUUGGGGCAAGAUGUAAUCGGUGACUCCUCAGUGAAGCAACCUGAGAGUGUGAAGGAAGAUGAUGAUAAAAGGUGGCUGGAGGACAUGCCAAAGAAGAAGGAUAAAGGGUGCCUAGGUGAAAAGGUAAACCCAUCUUGUGCCUGCCCAAGGAAGAAACUGUGCAAUUGCACUGCGGAAAAAUCAAAGACAGCUGCAAAAAGAAAGAAUGAUGACCCUCCACCCGAAAUGAGGAAAGGACGGACAGAUAGUUCCUCAGCUAAAAAGCAAAAGAAGGAAAAAAAAAAGAAUAAGGAGAAGAAAAAGAAAAAGAAAAAGGAGAAGAAAAAGGAUAGGGAAAAGGAAAGCAACAGUAAGGCCAGAUAUAGUCCUUCAACCCUCCAUUACUUAAAGAAUGGCCUAGCUGAAACAACGAAUAUGGUCAACAAAGGGUCAAAGCUCAUUGUGGAUGAAAGUGGCAAGGUUAUCGGACUAGACUCAGCAGACUCUGUACUCUCUGGUAAACAACUUUAUGUGCUUCAGAUGGGGAACAACCAGGAAAAGGCAUCAAAAGCCAGUAGUAAUCUUCAAGUUAAUUUGGUACCACUUACCCCAGGCAAUGCAGUGCUUGUCUAUCAACCAACAACAUCUGGUGAAUCCACUGCGGUCCCUAGAUCUACUACCGGUCAAGCUCCAGUGCUUCAUGUCCGACCUCUGUAUACUCCUAUAUCCCUAAGCACGAGUAGACUCGAUUCCAGUCAAGGGAUUGGACAAGCAGGGCCAAAGUUGUUCUAUGAGUCUAACAGUCCAGGACGUAGCCAGCCCGGAGAAGUGACACAGAAUCCUUCGACUGUUCCAGGGUCCAUUGGUCUGGAUCUUGGCAAGAGAAGGGGAGACUUUGUGUUGGUGCCUGCAUCAUCUACCUCUGGGUUUGCCAAGGCUGCACUGAUGAAAGGGAAAACCCAGUCUGGUCCUGGACCCAUGAGUGUACAGAGUCAAGAUACUUACAAGGGGAUUAGUCACAAGGCUUCUAUGACAGCACCUAGGGCUUCCGAUGUAGGGUAUCACCAUCCAACUCUGAUGAAUGUCAAAUCAUAUACUGUUCCUGGAUCUUUAAGUGUUACAGAUGUGAACCCUAGGGGAGUUCGACAGGAGCAUUUCACUAUGGAACCUACAGCUUCCAAUAGACAUGUAGGGCAUCAUCAGACUACAGUGAUAAAUAACAAACCUUAUGUAGCCCCUACAACUGCAAAUGUAUUUGGUUUGAAUAUGAACAGUGGGAAUGGACAAGUGCAUUCUAUAUCAGUACCUGUAACUGCCUCUGCCAGUUCAAGGUAUCACUAUGCUAAUGCGAUGACAAAUAAACCUUGCACUGCCCCUGGAUCGGUAAGUGUACCGAGUUUCGAUCCCACCAAGGGAAGGGGACAAGAAUGUUUUACAGAGGCACCUGUAGUCCCUGGUGUAGGAUACCACCAAUCUGCUGUGAGCAGUAAUGAACCUUAUACUGCUCUGAGACCUGUAAGUGUACUGGGUCUGGAUCCCAGUGAGCGAACUGGACAACAAUGCUUGGCAACACUACCUGAAGCUUCCAGAAAGCAUGUGAGACAUCACCAGACUUCAAUGAUACCGGAGACAUCCUUCACUACUCCUUACCAGGAAUGUGGAAGCAAGCGUUUCUCAACAGUACCUGUAUCUCCCGAUGUAGGGCAUAUGGAAGACAAAUCUACUGCUGAUCCUAGAUCCAUAGAUGUGCAUGGUCUUGGUUAUGGCAAGGAAAAGGCACAAGAGCAUCUGUCAAUGUCUUCUGUAUGUCCCUCUAUCACGGACCUCCUUAACAAAGAAUUGAAUAACACACCCUCCGUUCUUCCUGGAUCUGUCAGUGCUCAGAGUCUGGAUCCUUGUGAGGGGAUUAGACAGGAGCAUUUCACAGAGGCACUUGUGGCUUCCAAUUCAGGGUAUCAACAUCUUAAUAUGAAUAACAAAUCUUGUACUGUUCCUCAGACUGUAAGUGUUCCUGUUAUGGAUCUUAGCACCAGAGUUGGACAAGAGCGUUCUAUACAAGUACCUGUAGCUUCAAGUGCGGGGCACAGCCAUCCAAAAGUGAUGAGUAACAAACCUUGUUCUGUGCAUGGAUCUGCGAGCAUACAAGGUCUGGAUCCUGACAAGGGAUUCAGACAAAGGGAUUUCACAAUAGUAUCCUUCGGUCCCAAUGUCCUGGAUCCUCUUCCUACAAUGCAAAACAAACCUUACUCCGCUCCUGGAUCUGUAAGGGCACUGGAUGUGGAUUCCAACAGGGGAAAUAGACUAGAGCUAUUCAGAAAAAGACCAGUAAAUGUCAUUCCCGGAAUAGGGUAUAACCAGGCUAAGAAGAUGAAGAGCAAAUCUUUGACUGCUCUUCAGUCCUCAAGCACUUCGAAUGUUGAUCCUUCCAGAGGAUGUGGGCAAGCAAGUGUCGGAGCAGCAUCAUCAUGUGCCAAUGUCGGUCAGAGCACACCAAAAGUGUCGACACAUGAACAGUGUGCCUCUGAGUCUGAACGUCCAGGAAAUCUGGAUGCUUGGAAAAUCACUUUACCACCCAAUGUCAAGGAUCACCAAACUCUUGGAACCAAAGGCUUUUCUCAAGUUAAAAGUAGAUCCGUCGACCACAGUAAUGAGCAUGUACGUUCUAGUGCGGUUAACGCACAAACCAAUGCCAAUGUCUCACCUCAUGUUGCAUUUGCAUCCGAAGAAUCACCAAAGGCAUCUGCCAAGGCAGAAGCAUCUGAAGAAGUGGACAAAAGCAGUAGUCCUGUCUCUUGCAUGUUGUGUGAUAAACCAUUCAAUAACGUAAAGGAACUCCAGGCACAUCUGGUUGAAAGCCAUACAAGCUAGGUUAGAUUGCAGAA